Molecule: messenger RNA, 946 nt
Organism: Oreochromis aureus
Lineage: Eukaryota; Metazoa; Chordata; Actinopteri; Cichliformes; Cichlidae
Product: integumentary mucin A.1-like
Exons: 2
Coding region: 132-944 (270 amino acids)
Source: RefSeq, a predicted model, not a curated record
AACUUGAAGCAAACUUUUUAGGCCCUUACAUUAUUACAGCAAUCCAAGGUAAAAGUGCAGAUCUUCAGGAUUCCAAUGGGACAAUCAUUCCAAAAGUAAAUAUUGACCAACUAAAGUUAAGCAAAGACAGCAUGCCAAGAGUGCCACACCGGGGUUCAAAGAAAACAGCAGCCACAUUACCAACAGCACAACCAGGUCCAGCAGCACCACAAGCUGCAGCAGCACCAGCAUCUGCUCUAGCUUCACAGGCUACAGCAGCACCAGUGGCGGUAGCACCACCACCACCUCCUCCUAGAGCUACACAGCCUACAGCACCAAUGGCAUCACUUACAUCACUAUCGGUUCAAACACAACAUCCAUCUCCAGUUCCACAAGGUAUAGCAAUAACGGUAUCAGAUCCAGAGUCAGGAGCAACAGCACAGAAAGAGAACGAACCAGCCACAAGUGCUACAGCACCAGAAUAUGCUACAGCUGUACAAACCGAAUCCCAAACAGCAGCAGACCCAGCCUCAAAGACCAUAACAGCAGACCAGGCCUCACAAACCACAACAGCAGACCCAGCCUCACAAACCACAACAGCAGACCAGGCCUCACAAACCACAACGGCAGCAGACCCAUCCUCACAGACCACAGCUCCAAAUGCUACAACCACACAAGCCUCAGCUCCACAGAUUACAGCCCAGCAAUCUACAGCACAAACCAUGGAAGCAACAGUUCCACUUGUGACACCAGCCCCAGCAACAGCCACACAAGCUAGCCCUGCACCACCUCCAGCAUCACCCUCUCAGAGAUACACUGAACCUGUUGCAGAGAAAUAUAUAAUGGAUGCCUGGGCUGGAAAGAGUCCUCACGUUCUACUCUCCAAAAUUGGUGCUUACAAAUUAUUCUACUGGGAUAUCCAACAAAUUGGUCCGGACAUGGAGUUGGAAAGUGAGGUACAGUGAUC